Vicia villosa (hairy vetch) is the source of this 1182-nucleotide messenger RNA. RefSeq lists its product as uncharacterized. The transcript is spliced from 6 exons. The coding region runs from base 1 to 1182 and encodes 393 amino acids. The record is from RefSeq and is a predicted model, not a curated record. Lineage: Eukaryota; Viridiplantae; Streptophyta; Magnoliopsida; Fabales; Fabaceae.
AUGGCUGAAGCUAGCACAGAGAAAUUCAUUUCAGAAAGAGAGCUGACAGCCGAAACUGAGUCAGAGUCUGAUGAUAAACAAAAGAAAUCUACUAAGUAUGAGCGAGAUAAAUCAGAAAAAUUAUUUAUCUUAGAAAAAUCAAAUCUCGCUCUUAAGAUUAAAGUUUUUAAAUUAGAAGAAGAGAUUUCAUCUAUAGCAUCUGUUACUGAUAAAAUACUUGUUGUCUAUGUCAAGAAAUCCACUCCUAGCUCGAGUUCUCAAGAGAACCAAGACUGGAUUCUUGCCGUUACUCCUUAUAAACUUAAAGCCUCAUGGAAUAAUGAUGAUAGGAGAAGAGUUCUUCAAGGAGCACUUAGUAUGGACGAGUUCUUUCGUGUUUCGGCAUGUACAACGGCUAAAAAAAUAUGGGAUACGUUAGUAGAAACUCAUGAAGGAACCGCUGAAGUUAAGAGAUCUCGACUGAAUACUUUAAGUCAAGAAUAUGAAUUAUUCAGAAUGCAGCCCGGAGAAUCCAUCCUUGAAUUACAAAAAAGAUUCGUUCACUUAAUAAAUAAUUUAAGUGCUCUUGGAAAUAAAGUCUCUACCGAGGAACAAAAUAUAAAGGUGCUUAGAUCUUUAACCAGAGAAUGGCAACCGAAAGUAACGGCAAUAUCCGAGAAGGAGAAUCUAUCUAGAAUGACUUCAACAACUUUGUUGGGUAAACUUCAAGAAUAUGAAACGGAACUUGGAAGAUUGGAGAAGCAUGAAAUUCAAAGAAAGAAGGACAAAAGGCCAAAUAAAGCAUAUGUUGCAUGGGAUGACAAUGAAGUAAGUUCAUCUUCUGAUUCCAAAAGCAAAGAAUAUGCAAAUCUAGCAUUCAUGGCUUUGCACCAUUCCAAUGAUGAAAACGAUGAGGUUAGUAAUGAAUUUUCCAUUUAUGAUAAUGAUGUACAAGGUGCAAUAAAUGAACUCUUGAAUGAAUGUAAAAUGUUAUAUAGAACCGUAUCAACACAAGAGAAACAAAUCAAGUCUCUUGAAGAGAAAAUUGAUACUAUGCAAAACGAUUUCGAAGUUGAAAAGAAACAAUAUGUUGAUAAAGAAAAACAAAAGUCUACAUCAAGCAUAAAAUGUCAAAAACUCCCAAUCAUGGAUCAAGGGGGAGCAUUGAUCAAGGGGGAGUUAUCAUUGUUAAAGGGAGCAUAG